CAGCACACGCCAAACGCCGCUCCCGAGGAGGAGGACGAGUAGAUCGCAUCCAAUCCCAGGUUAAAAAAAGUCUCGCCAAAAAAGCGACGAGGUUUUUGAGAUUUCCCCCUUCCAUUUCCUUUCCUCGCCUUUCCCCCGCUCGAGCUCGAACGCGCGAGCUGAAAACCUGAACCCUAGCCUCCGAUCUCUCUCCCUCUCUCUUCGGCGCGCCUGCCGAUCGGAGCAGCUCAGUGAGCCGGGGCUUAUGGUGGGCGGCCUCUGAGCGUGCGAGCGAGAGUGAGCCCGCACGUAGAUCUCGCCCCAGCGCGCGAGGGGAUUCGGCGGGAUGGCGAGGGCGGAGGCGAACUGGGAGCGCCUGGUGCGGGCGGCGCUGCGCGGGGAGCGGAUGGGCGGCGCCUACGGGCUGCCAGUCAGUGGCAUCGCCGGGAACGUGCCGUCGUCGCUCGGCAACAACACGCACAUCGACGAGGUGCUCCGCGCCGCCGACGAGAUCCAGGACGAGGACCCCACCGUCGCCAGGAUUCUUUGUGAGCAUGCAUACACACUUGCUCAGAAUUUGGACCCCAACAGCGAAGGGAGGGGUGUGCUGCAGUUCAAAACCGGUUUGAUGUCAGUAAUCAGGCAAAAACUAGCAAAGCGGGAGGUUGGUGCUAUAGAUCGAAGUCAGGAUAUUGCUAAACUGCAAGAAUUUUAUAAGCUAUACAGAGAGAAACAUAAAGUUGAUGAGUUGUGCGACGAUGAAAUGAAGCUGAGGGAAUCUGCUGUGUUCAGCGGUAACCUUGGAGAGUUGGAACGCAAAACUCUGAAGCGCAAGAAAGUACUUGCAACUCUCAAGGUCUUAUGGUCUGUCAUAGAAGACAUAACUAGGGAAAUUUCACCUGAAGAUGCAGAAAAACUGAUAUCGGAAGAGAUGAAAAGAGUAAUGCAAAAGGAUGCAGCAAGGACAGAGGAUGUUGUAGCUUAUAAUAUUAUUCCUCUAGAUGCCUUGUCUACGACUAACGCAAUUGUCACUUUCCCAGAGGUGAGGGCAGCAAUUUCAGCUUUGCAGUACCAUAGGGAUCUGCCCAGGCUCCCUGAUACCAUUUCAGUUCCUGAUGCUAGGAAUUCAGACAUGCUGGAUCUCUUGCACUGUGUGUUCGGCUUUCAGAAAGGCAAUGUGAGCAAUCAAAGGGAGCACAUCGUUCACCUGUUGGCAAAUGAGCAGUCUCGUUUGGGCAAACUGCCAGGGAAUGAACCGAAAAUCGAUGAGGGUGCUGUACAUGUUGUGUUCUCCAAGUCCCUUGAUAACUACAUGAAAUGGUGCAACUAUUUGCCACUUCGUCCUGUCUGGAAUAACACUGAACUGUUGACCAAAGAAAAGAAGUUGCUAUAUGUAUGCUUAUACUACUUAAUAUGGGGUGAAGCUGCCAAUGUACGAUUUCUUCCAGAAGGCUUGUGCUACAUAUUUCAUCAUCUAGCAAGAGAGCUAGAGGAGAUUAUGCGAAAACAUACCGCGGAACCAGCUGAAAGCUGCAUUUCUAAUGAUGGUGUAUCAUUUCUUGACCAAGUCAUUUCUCCUCUAUAUGAAAUAAUUGCAGCUGAAGCAGCCAACAAUGAUAAUGGGCGGGCAGGUCAUUCUGCAUGGAGAAACUAUGAUGAUUUCAAUGAGUUUUUCUGGUCUCUGAAAUGUUUUCAACUGGGUUGGCCAUGGAAACUGAGCAAUCCAUUUUUCUCGAAGCCUAGUAAGAAAGAGCAGGGCUUGCUAGGUAGGAAGCAUCAUUAUGGAAAGACUUCUUUUGUGGAGCACAGAACUUUUUUGCAUCUUUACCACAGCUUUCACCGCCUUUGGAUGUUCCUAAUCAUGAUGUUUCAGGGGCUUACUAUCAUUGCUUUUAACAAUGGUAGUUUUGACACCAAUACUGCAUUGCAACUUCUCAGCCUGGGUCCGACCUAUGUCGUAAUGGAAUUUAUUGAAAGUAUAUUGGACAUUCUAAUGAUGUACGGCGCCUAUUCAACAUCUCGUGGAUCUGCAAUUACUAGGGUGAUCUGGCGAUUCUGUUGGUUUACCGUGGCUUCGUUGGUCAUUUGCUACUUGUACAUCAAGGCACUUCAAGGUGGGACACAAUCUGCAAUUUUCAAGAUAUAUGUUUUCGUAAUCAGCGCGUAUGCUGGUGUCCAGAUAAUCAUCAGUUUACUCAUGAGUAUUCCUUGUUGCCGUGGUUUUACAAAUGCUUGCUACCGCUGGCCUGUCGUACGCCUUGCUAAGUGGUUGCAUCAGGAGCACAAUUAUGUUGGAAGAGGCCUGCACGAGAAGCCUUUAGACUAUAUCAAAUAUGUUGCUUUCUGGCUUGUUAUCCUUGCUGCAAAGUUUUCAUUCACCUAUUUUCUCCAGAUCAGACCUCUUGUAAAACCAACAAGAACGAUAAUCAGCUUCAGAGGCCUACAGUAUCAAUGGCAUGACUUUGUCUCAAAGAAUAACCAUAAUGCUCUUACAAUCCUUUCUUUGUGGGCUCCAGUGGUCUCAAUUUAUCUUUUGGACAUUCAUGUAUUUUACACCAUCAUGUCUGCUAUUGUUGGAUUCCUUCUCGGGGCACGUGAUCGCUUGGGAGAGAUUAGGUCUGUUGAAGCAGUUCACAGAUUCUUUGAGAGGUUCCCUGAAGCAUUCAUGGAUAAACUUCAUGUUGCUGUUCCAAAAAGGAAACAGCUGCUAUCAUCUGGUCAGCAUGCAGAGUUAAACAAGUUCGAUGCAUCCAGAUUUGCUCCUUUCUGGAAUGAAAUUGUGAGAAAUUUGCGGGAAGAGGACUAUAUUAACAACACUGAAUUGGAUCUACUCUUGAUGCCCAAGAAUAAUGGCGAUCUUCCAAUUGUGCAGUGGCCUCUAUUUUUGCUUGCUAGCAAGGUUUUCUUGGCCAAGGAUAUUGCAGUUGAUUGCAAUGACUCACAAGAUGAACUCUGGCUAAGGAUCUCAAAGGAUGAAUACAUGCAAUAUGCUGUUGAGGAAUGCUUUCACAGCAUUUAUUAUGUCCUCACAUCUAUACUAGAUAAAGAAGGCCAUCUUUGGGUGCAGAGGAUUUUUAGUGGUAUUCGAGAAAGCAUUUCAAAGAAGAACAUCCAGAGUGACAUUCAUUUCAGCAAAUUGCCUAAUGUCAUUGCCAAGCUUGUUGCUGUAGCAGGAAUACUGAAAGAAACAGAGUCAGCUGAUAUGAAGAAGGGGGCAGUUAAUGCUAUUCAAGACCUAUAUGAAGUUGUUCAUCACGAAGUGCUUUCUGUCGAUAUGAGUGGUAACAUUGAAGAUUGGAGUCAGAUAAAUAGAGCAAGAGCCGAAGGUCGCCUCUUCAAUAAUCUCAAGUGGCCAAAUGAUCCUGGAUUGAAGGACUUGAUCAAACGGCUACAUUCACUUCUGACCAUCAAGGAAUCAGCUGCAAAUGUUCCUCAAAACCUGGAAGCCAGUCGGAGACUAGAGUUCUUCACGAACUCUCUGUUCAUGCGAAUGCCCCUUGCAAGGCCUGUUUCAGAAAUGCUUUCAUUUAGCGUGUUCACUCCAUAUUACUCCGAGACUGUGCUUUAUAGCAUUGCUGAACUCCAGAAGAGAAAUGAAGAUGGUAUAACUACACUGUUUUAUCUCCAGAAGAUUUAUCCAGAUGAAUGGAAGAACUUCCUUACUCGCAUCAACAGGGAUGAAAAUGCAGCAGACUCUGAACUGUUCAGUAGUUCAAAUGACAUACUAGAACUGCGGUUGUGGGCAUCUUAUCGUGGGCAGACCUUAGCACGGACAGUUCGUGGGAUGAUGUACUACAGGAAGGCCCUUAUGUUGCAAAGUUAUUUGGAGAGAAUGCAAUCCGAAGACCUUGAAUCUCCAUCUGGCAUGGCUGGUUUGGCUGAGGCACAUUUUGAGUACUCCCCCGAAGCACGUGCACAUGCGGAUCUGAAGUUCACGUAUGUGGUUACCUGCCAAAUUUACGGCAUACAGAAAGGGGAAGGGAAACCAGAAGCUGCAGAUAUAGCCCUUCUAAUGCAAAGAAAUGAAGCUCUCAGAAUUGCUUAUAUUGAUGUUGUUGAGAGUGUCAAGAAUGGAAAGCCUAGCACCGAGUUUUUUUCAAAGCUUGUUAAAGCUGACAUUCAUGGAAAGGACAAGGAAAUUUAUUCCAUUAAGUUGCCGGGCAAUCCAAAGCUGGGGGAGGGUAAACCUGAAAACCAAAAUCAUGCAGUAAUAUUCACUCGUGGAAAUGCAGUGCAAACUAUUGAUAUGAACCAGGAUAACUAUUUUGAGGAGGCACUCAAAAUGAGAAACCUGCUUGAGGAGUUCUCUAAAGAUCAUGGCAAGUUCAAGCCUUCAAUUCUUGGAGUUAGAGAACAUGUCUUCACGGGAAGUGUUUCCUCCCUGGCCUCAUUCAUGUCAAAUCAGGAAACUAGUUUUGUGACAUUAGGACAGCGUGUUCUUUCUAAUCCACUGAAAGUGAGAAUGCAUUAUGGACACCCAGAUGUUUUUGAUAGGGUUUUUCAUAUUACGAGGGGUGGUAUUAGUAAGGCAUCCCGUAUCAUCAAUAUUAGUGAGGAUAUAUUUGCAGGGUUCAAUUCUACUCUUCGUCAAGGCAACAUAACUCAUCACGAGUAUAUUCAGGUUGGUAAAGGAAGAGAUGUUGGGCUAAAUCAGAUUGCGCUAUUUGAAGGAAAAGUUGCUGGGGGAAACGGUGAACAAGUGCUGAGCCGAGACAUAUACAGAAUUGGACAACUUUUUGACUUUUUCAGGAUGUUAUCCUUUUAUGUUACAACUAUUGGGUUCUACUUCUGCACUAUGCUAACCGUUUUGACUGUGUACAUAUUUCUAUAUGGCAAGACCUAUCUGGCUUUAUCUGGUGUUGGAGAAUCAAUUCAGAAUAGGGCCGAUAUAUUGGGGAACGCGGCCUUGAGCGCGGCGCUGAACACCCAGUUUCUUUUCCAGAUUGGUGUGUUUACUGCAAUUCCCAUGAUUCUAGGUCUCAUCCUGGAAGCUGGUGUCUUGACGGCUUUUGUCACCUUCAUUACGAUGCAGUUCCAACUAUGCUCCGUCUUUUUUACCUUCUCCCUUGGAACAAGGACUCACUACUUUGGUCGCACGAUAUUACAUGGAGGCGCAAAGUAUAGAGCAACUGGCAGGGGUUUUGUGGUACGGCAUAUAAAGUUUGCUGAGAAUUACCGCCUUUAUUCUCGAAGCCAUUUUGUUAAAGGGAUGGAGGUUGCAGUUUUGUUGGUGAUUUUUCUAGCUUAUGGAUUUAACAAUGGUGGAGCAAUUGGCUAUAUUUUACUUUCCAUAAGCAGCUGGUUCAUGGCGCUUUCUUGGCUUUUUGCUCCCUACAUAUUCAACCCAUCUGGAUUUGAAUGGCAGAAGGUUGUUGAGGAUUUCAGAGAUUGGACAAACUGGCUCUUCUACCGUGGUGGUAUUGGGGUUAAAGGAGAAGAAAGCUGGGAAGCCUGGUGGGAUGAGGAACUGGCACAUAUUCAUACCUUUCGGGGGAGGAUUCUGGAAACUUUACUUAGUUUAAGGUUUUUCAUUUUCCAGUUUGGAGUUGUUUACCACAUGGAUGCAAGUGAACCAAGUACAGCAUUAAUGGUAUAUUGGAUAUCAUGGGCUGUGCUUGGAGGACUUUUUGUCCUUCUAAUGGUAUUUGGUUUAAACCCCAAGGCUAUGGUUCAUUUCCAAUUGCUCCUGCGUCUUGUCAAAAGCAUUGCACUAUUAAUGGUUCUGGCAGGUUUGAUUGUGGCAAUUGUGUUCACACCCCUUAGUUUGGCUGAUGUAUUUGCUUCCUUUCUAGCAUAUGUGCCUACUGGAUGGGGAAUUCUUUCGAUUGCCGUGGCAUGGAAACCUGUUGUGAAGAGAUUGGGUUUGUGGAAAACUGUGCGCUCUCUUGCUCGUUUGUAUGAUGCUGGCAUGGGAAUGAUCAUUUUUGUACCCAUAGCCAUCUGCUCGUGGUUUCCCUUCAUAUCCACCUUCCAGACAAGACUACUUUUUAACCAAGCUUUUAGCAGAGGAUUGGAGAUUUCUCUCAUCCUUUCUGGCAACAACCAGAAUGCAGGGAUAUGAUGGUGUCUUUAUCCAUCUUUUGAAUCUUGAGGCAGGCCGUGCAGCUCCGUAGUUUAGUUGACCGUUGGUCCCCAGUUAGCAGGUCCCCAGUUAGCAGUAGAUGUAUAUAUAUCUCAAUGUUGACCGCCAGUUAUCUCUAUAAUUGUAUUGUAUAUUACCUGCUACAUUGUUGCAAAAACACUAGCUGUACUUUUAGGUUUUGUUAUGUAAGGACUUGGUACUGGAUGUUUGUUAAAGAAUGGCGUGCCUACGUAUUAAUUGCUACUCCCUCCGGUCCAUGAUAAGUGUCUUGGAUAUAAUACAACUUUGUACUAAAUUUAGUACAAAAUAUGAUACGUUUAUUAUGGAUCGGAGAGAGUAGAAGAUUGAUAUUGUGAACUUGAUGGGUUUUU
Brachypodium distachyon (stiff brome) is the source of this 6432-nucleotide messenger RNA. RefSeq names its product callose synthase 9. NCBI's taxonomy places the organism in Eukaryota, Viridiplantae, Streptophyta, Magnoliopsida, Poales, Poaceae. Bases 326 to 6040 code for a protein of 1904 amino acids. The transcript has 51 exons. Gene Ontology annotation, molecular function: 1,3-beta-D-glucan synthase activity. The record is from RefSeq and is a predicted model, not a curated record. Gene Ontology annotation, biological process: (1->3)-beta-D-glucan biosynthetic process. Gene Ontology annotation, cellular component: 1,3-beta-D-glucan synthase complex; plasma membrane.